CAGCAUCCCAAGUGUGUGGCCAGACGAACUGUGACUGGGGGAAGUAUGGUGAAAACUGCGACAAAGCUUGUCCUGAACACUGUAUUUUCAACAAAGAUAGAAACCUCCAACACUGUCACAAGAUCACUGGGAAGUGUUCCGAGGGCUGCAUGCAUGGUUGGCACAGCAACCAGUGCAAUCAUCCUUGUAGCAGCCACUGCCGUAACAACAUCUGCAACCAACAGAAUGGUCUCUGUGCCUUUGGCUGUGAUGGAAGCUACACGGGAGAUUUCUGCAACAUGACUAAAAGUACAGUGGUGACGACACAUGCAACGUUACCAACAACAGAGGCGUCACCUUCAGAGCCAAAGACGGAUCUUGUUGUGAUCAUCAUACCUAUAAUCGCCAUCAUCAUCAUACUUUGUCUGGUGGCUGUGGUGGUCUACAUAAUGCGAAAACGGAAGAAGAGAAGAAAAGCCAACAUUGAGAGCAGGUUUCAAGAAGAAGUUCCCUUGGUGGACAAGAUUGGGGCAGAAGCUGCCAGACCGGUGCUUGGUGUGGCUCAACAUAACCCAGAAUCAGAUCCAUUGGGUCAAAAGAUAAACAACACAAGAACCCUGUUUGUGGAAACUGAAAGCUUCAAGAAAGUGGAGAGAGAUGUUGGAUACGUUCCAUCAUGUGACAAUCAGUGGAGCUCCUGGAGCAGGUAAAACAUCCAUGGCCCUGAUGCUGGGAGCUGAAUACAGGAAGCAGGGUAUGAGCUGGUACUGGUUGAGGAUCUUGAUAAAGUACAGCUGUCUGACUGGCAGGGCGAUGGCAAAGACGUAUGUCUGAUAUUUGAUGACAUAUUUCAGAUGGCCGGGCCAUAUUUCGAUGUGCCUCGUCUAACGCAUCUUCUGUAUGAGCUCCAUAUGCAUCUAACACAGUGUAAGAAUAGGCCUGAAAGAAGAUAUGAGAGUUACCAACAGGAGUCGGGAGAGAAGGAAGGAGAGACAAUCAGUCAAACAUGUAUCUCAUAUUCACCUCAGAUUCCACCAUCCUAGAACGUGCAAUGUCAAAACUGGAAGGCCAGACAUUCAGGUUUUUCAACAGUUGUACAAUAGCAGACUUGACCAAAACAAAGUCAUUGUCCUACACAGAUGAGGAGAAGAAUAAAAUAUGGCUGAAACACAAAUCCCAUUACAAAUAUAAAGCAAAGGUCGAUGCGAUCGGACUUACUGCAAGCGAUAAACACGCUAUUGGAUUUCCUCUAGUAUGCAGACUUUUAUCUGGUUAUGCUGCCUUUCAGGAGAAGCAUGAAAACAUCUUGGUUAAUCCUGUACCGACACUAAAGCUUGAAUUUCAGGAGAUCAUCAGUCGGCGUGGAUGACCAGUCAGCUGCUCUGAUCCUGGUGCUCCUAUGUGACGGGCAGCUGAACAUUGGUCAGCUGGAGACAGAAUCUGACCCAGGCCUAGAGACUCACCUCCAGGCAGUUCUGACUCUUGUGCCAACAACAAACAGACAGAGUGUAGCUAAAGCUGUCAGGAGUCUUUGUGGUUCAUUGUUGACUGAAGGAAACAUAACAACAUUUUCCCAUUCUGUGAUUUAUGAUGUCUGUGUGUUCUGUCUUAUACAGCACUGAACCUGAGUUUGUUCGUGAACAUUUCAGCAUCCAGUUUCUCAUGAAACAUGUGCAGGAUCCACAAACUGACAUGAUAAUUCCUGUCAAUGAACACAUGCUAGUCAUUCAUUUCUCGGAGGAAUACAGUGGAACACUGGUUGGACAGGAUGGUUCACUUUCUUGUCAAUGGUGGAGCUUUAAACAAAUACAUUAUGUACCCUAUAUGGAAAAGAACAGAAGUAGCUGACAGAUUAUCUCAAAUGAUCAACAAUACAACUUUUCUGUCAGAUUAUGCCAGGCACAACAUUUUCUGUUACGCCUGCUUCACUUGGAACAAAUCAAUUAUGAAAAAACUCCUUCCCCACUGUGACAUCAAUAGGCCUGGUUUGAAUGGCUGGACACCUGUUAUGCAUGCAGUUGUCUCUGGACAGAAGGAAAGUAUAAAAUAUCUCAUGGGCCAUAAAGAUGCUGCAAAACUAAGUUGCGCCAACAAAGACAGCUUGCUACAUGUAGCUAGUGAAUACAGGACAGCUUCAGAUGUAGAUUACCUGCUGAAUGACCUGAAAUGUGAUAUCUACAGUCGGGGAGCAGACGGCUGGACACCAGUCACGCGUGCAGUGUUCGCUGGGAAGAAGGAUGUAUUGGAGGUUUUACGAAACACAAAGGUUUACCAGCUUUCAUCAUCAAAAAGGCUCUUCAUCUGGCAUGUGAGUGGGGAAAACUUUCCUAAUGGAAACUCUGGUUCAUUGACAGAUGUUAAUUCUCCUGGUAAACAU
This is a messenger RNA of Haliotis rubra (blacklip abalone), 2356 nucleotides long. RefSeq lists its product as uncharacterized. The coding region runs from base 150 to 689 and encodes 179 amino acids. Lineage: Eukaryota; Metazoa; Mollusca; Gastropoda; Lepetellida; Haliotidae. The transcript is spliced from 7 exons. The record is from RefSeq and is a predicted model, not a curated record.